This is a messenger RNA of Mercenaria mercenaria, 1444 nucleotides long. RefSeq names its product thrombospondin-1-like. Gene Ontology annotation, molecular function: protein binding. Bases 86 to 1165 code for a protein of 359 amino acids. The transcript has 4 exons. The record is from RefSeq and is a predicted model, not a curated record. Lineage: Eukaryota; Metazoa; Mollusca; Bivalvia; Venerida; Veneridae.
AAAUGUAAUAAAUAAGUUAUGGAAAUUAAUUAGGCAAAAAGGAACAUUAACAUACCUAUGUGAAAUCUCGGUUGUUUUCAGCAGCAUGGAAGGCACAUAUUUAAAGAAAAAUAUAUACAUAAACGGCACUAACGACCCUGGAGAACAGGCUGACUUAGAACUUUAUGAAACAGUUUCAGUGGACGAUGACAUAUAUGAAAAUACAGGCAUUGCUGUAUCAGUUCUUGAAAAACCAAAUUCAGGACUUAGUGAAAAAUGUGAGACACUUCAAACAGCACCACAAGAAGAACAGAAGAUCGACUCUUCUAAAGUGGCCACCUGCACGACGUGUCAGAAAGUAAUGCUACUUAUAUUUGUAUUGGCGAGUGUGUUAAUGAGCAGUGUUUCUUUAGUCAUUGCUCUUACCAUUCAUUUGAGAGUCGAGGCGGCAGUAGACGGGUCCUGGAGUGACUGGGCAUCAUGGGAGACCUGCUCAACUACAUGCGAUGUAGGACUGCAGACACGUCAUCGGAACUGUUCAAGUCCUGCUCCAUUAGGGCAUGGUCGUCAGUGCCUUGGUGAAGAUAGCGAACACAGAUUGUGCAUGCCCGGACCUUGUUCAAACGGAAGUUGGUCAGCUUGGGGAAGUUGGGGAAGUUGCAGUGUUUCUUGCGAUGUUGGACUUAAGUCAAGAUUAAGAAUUUGUACUCAUCCUAGACCCUCUGUGUUUGGUAGUUCUUGCGAAGGGGAUAACAUGCAAGCAGAGAUUUGUGGAAGAGAGCCAUGCAGUGAAACUCGUGUUGCAUUUAAUGUAUAUCAGUACUCUGCCACAGGAAUAUCCGACAGUCACACUGUUAUAUUUACUAAUAUAUUACUAAAUGAGGGGGGAGCUUACAAUCAAACAGAUGGACUCUUUACUGCUCCAUUCAGUGGACUUUAUCAGUUCAAUGGGCAAAUUUGUACUGUGGUAGGAAAGAAUGCAGAAUAUACUCUUACAAUCGAAGGAAAGUCCUUUGCCAGCGGAGAAUACAGAACACCGUCAGAUGCUGGGGAUGGUAAAUGUACAUCAUUCAGCGCCGUUGUGUCCGUGCUAAGAGACCAGAGAGUCUGGAUAACAAGUCAGCAUUUGUUUGCAAACGACAACGAUUGGAAUUCCUUUUCGGGGAUCCUCAUUCACAAAACGUAGAGAGGAAUUUACGUUUAACGGAAAGCCAGAGCUUAACCAAUGAUAUUGACAUACAGGAAAUACAGGGAAGAUGCAAUUGGCGGAUUAUUGCUAAAACAAUCCAUGCAAUAACCAGCCUAACAACUGAAACUUUUCUACAAUAAUUUAUGUUAAUUAAUUUGUAUGAUGCAAUCAUUGGUUGAUUUUCAUUGUCCGCAAACGCCACCUUUAAGCACAACUCUGAUGUUGUCAUGGCAGAUUAUAAGAUUCUUUCACUGGUUGUAGGUGCAGAUGGGAAUA